AUGACGCCUGAAGAUGUUGUGUUGCAGUUGAAACGCAAGGGCACCUUUGACAGUCUACGUAAACGCCUCUUGUCAGAGUUUCAAUCUGCGCCUACCGGCCAGAGUUUUCUUGAAAAUACAAAUGGAUUCAUGGAAGAUAUCGUGAAAAAAGAUGAUUCCUUACUAGACAAAGACCGCACCUCGUUUUACGAGCAUGUAACAACUGAACUAGAGAGAGCCAAAUUUUACGAUAGUAUCCGGGAAGAGAUCCUUGAGACAUUACUCAAAGAUGAGUACUACCAAAAACAAGUAGACGACGCCAUUGAAAAUGUUAUGAGUGAGAUGAAACCUACUAGUAGCACUGUGACCGAGACGCAAAUACGUUCUGGAAAGGAGGACACGAAAUCUUGA
This is a messenger RNA of Phycomyces blakesleeanus NRRL 1555(-), 390 nucleotides long. RefSeq lists its product as hypothetical. The coding region runs from base 1 to 390 and encodes 129 amino acids. The transcript is spliced from 3 exons. The record is from RefSeq and is a predicted model, not a curated record. NCBI's taxonomy places the organism in Eukaryota, Fungi, Mucoromycota, Mucoromycetes, Mucorales, Phycomycetaceae.